This is a messenger RNA of Patella vulgata (common limpet), 2537 nucleotides long. Its product is annotated as activating signal cointegrator 1 complex subunit 1. NCBI's taxonomy places the organism in Eukaryota, Metazoa, Mollusca, Gastropoda, Patellidae. Gene Ontology annotation, molecular function: RNA binding. The record is from RefSeq and is a predicted model, not a curated record. Gene Ontology annotation, cellular component: nucleus. Gene Ontology annotation, biological process: regulation of DNA-templated transcription; DNA alkylation repair. The transcript has 8 exons. Bases 204 to 1283 code for a protein of 359 amino acids.
CAGAGAAAAGUGCAAAACAAGAAGGGCGCUGAAAACCAUUUCAUUUGCUUGGCCGCGACAAUCACUGAUAAGGAUGACAUUGAUGCGGCUUAAUGAGCUAGAAAUAUUAACUUUUUUCCUGCGACAAAUUAAAUUCUAAAACAUUUUUUGUAUAUAUUGGAAAAAUAAAUAAAGGCGUUUGACGUAUUUGUAGAUGAAAUAAAAUGGAUGUUUUACGUCCACCAGUUGUUUGGAUUGGUGAUCGAUGUUACCGUAAAACUGCUGUCGAGGGGACGGAAGGCGGGGAUCCAGAAUUUGAUGAAGAAAAUGAAUACAAUGAUAUGGAUGAAGGAGGAUGGAAUGAUGAAGUCUGUGAUCCAUUUACAAAGUUAGAAGAAACUGAUUCAGGGUAUCGGGUUUUAUUAAGUAUACCCAGUCCAUAUUUUAAAUUUAUUAUUGGUAAAAAGGGGGAGAUGAAGAAUCGUUUAGAGAAGGAGACGAAAACACAGAUAAAAAUACCCAAACAAGGGCAGGAGGGAGAUAUAGUGAUACAGGGUCAUGAUAAGAAAGGUAUAUUUUCUGCUAAAACUAGAAUAGAAGUUAUGGUUGACUCGGCACGACAUAAACAACCCUUUACACACUUCCUGUCUAUACCUAUUGUAUCGGAGGCUGUCAUUGGUGGAUUUGAAGAUUUUAAAACUGAUGUGUUACGAGAAUGUGAUGGGGCCAGAGGAUUGGAUGCUACCAUAUUUCAAAAUCCCAAGAAACUCCAUUUAACAAUUGGAACAUUAGUUUUACUGAGUGACCGUGAAAUUCAUCGAGCGACAUCGUUAUUGCAACAAUGUUUAGAAGAUCUUGUUGAACCAAUAUUAAAGGACAAGAAAUUACGACUGGAUGUUCAAGGGUUGGAAUAUAUGAACGAUGACCCGAAUGCUGUUGAUGUUCUUUACGCUAAAUUACUGGGUGAUCAAGACUUAGAUAGACUACAGAGUUUAGUUGAUAGAAUGGUGGACAAGUUUACGUCUGCUAAUCUGAUGCAGAGGGAAUACGAACGAGUGAAACUUCAUAUUACUGUGAUGAACACCCUGAUGAGGAAAGAUCCGACUGGUGUUUCCGUGACACGCAGUCGACAAGAUGGUAAACCAGCUAAAGACCGGGAAUCGUUCGAUGCUGCAAGUAUUAUGAGGAAAUUUGGUGAUUAUAAAUUUGGAACCCAUCACAUUGAUUCUGUUCAUAUUUCAAGCCGUUCUGCUGUCGGUGCUAGCGGCUAUUAUCAAUCGGUGGCCUUUAUACAGUUACCAUGACAACAAACACCAGGGAACGAAUACAACUAUAGCAACAAGGGAAGAUCUUUGUGACGAAGGUUUGACAAGAAUCGGGAUAUAAUUAUAACAUCAAGGGAUUCCAACAGUGAAAGUGAAGAAUAUGAGGUAUCAAUAUGGAUGUGCGAUAGAAUAUUAUUUAUAUUUAUAUAUUCUGGAUGUGCGAUAGAAUAUUAUUUAUAUUUUUAUAUUCUGGAUGUGCGAUAGAAUAUUAUUUAUAUUUAUAUAUUCUGGAUGUGUGAUAGAAUAUUAUUUAUAUUUAUAUAAAGGUUGUUUUGGAUUUAAUAAUAAGCCGAUCUUAGGUUAAUACAAAUUAAUUAGUUAUUCUGCGUGUUCUGGUCCCAGAUCACUACUCGUCUAGUGUUCUUAUUGGGAGCGACAAGAAAUACCCUUGCUUAGUCCGGUCAAGAACAUUUAACAUGGAACUUUGCAUGCUUGUUCCUUGGGACAAUUGCACAUUCAUUCCCCUGAUUGACGACUAUAAUUUUUUAAGAUUCCAAGAUGGCUGCGAUUGCAACAUGUUCGGUUUCUGGUCCACAUUGUACACUUAUUCUUGUUUGAUUCAAAAUUUCAACGUUUCCAAAACUAGAGUUGCCUUAUAUUACAUAUUAUUAUUUUUGUAAUGUAUAAAUUAAGUGAAAAUUGAGCUCUGAACAAAAGAAAUCAAAUUAUUUCUAUCUUUUGGUAAUAUUUGAAAAGUCCAGGGGAAGAACGAACAAGUCACAUUUUUGUCUUUUUGCAUAAAAGGCAAAACAGACCUUUGGACCAGAAUGCUUGACGCGAACAGAACAAGUGGGUUUAAUUACAACUUCAUAAUGAUGUUUAAUACGAACCAUAAUUACCAGUACAACAAAUGACUUCUACUUUUCAACCAAAUUGAGGUCAAAUAAAGGGUACGAUGGAAGUAUUUGUCCAGGAGGUCAUUUCAGAAAGGCCUCCGUUCGAUGUGAUUGUUUUUACCUGAAAUUAAUUGUUCAACAGAAAGCUAAUACAAUUUGCUACCAGAUGGCGCCAUUAACUGGGGUUCUUUGAAAAAGUGACUUAGAUCGUUCUUCCCCAGGUUCUUCAUUUAUUUCAUGGGUCUAGGACUGCUGCUGAUGGGUCAUGUUUCAGCCAUUUUUAUUAGUUUAGUUUUGUUUUUGUUUGUCCAAUUAGCAGCUGUCUUGACUUAUUUAUGCAUCAGACAAGGAAAUGAAAAGUUUUUAUUUUGAAUAAUAUUAAAUUGAUGUUUUAAGA